AGAAGUUAAAACAACUUCGAAGAAAUUGGUGAAGACAUUUUUCCAAUUUGCUUGCUUCACUCUUCUUGGAUUUGACGAAACAGUCCCCGAUCCUACUUCCCUUUACCGUGUAAAAUCACGUAAUUAAAUCGGAAGUAUAGGGGUAUUUCCGCCACGCGGUACCAGGCAGCGAGCGCGCGAUUCGGAUAUAAAUCUUGGUGUGCUGAGACGGAGGAAGCAGAAAAUACGAGAGGCGGAGAAAAAUGAAGGAGUGCGAGCUUUGCGGAGUUCGGGCGCGGGUUCACUGCGAGGCGGACCAGGCGAGGCUGUGCUGGGACUGCGACGGGAAGAUUCACGGAGCUAACUUUCUGGUGGCGAAGCAUCCAAGGAGCCUCCUCUGCCACGGAUGCCAGUCGCUGACGCCGUGGACGGGGUCGGGUUCCAAGCUCACGCCGACGGUCUCUGUCUGCGAGACAUGCGUGGAACGCCGCGGGAGUAAGUUCGAGCGGCGGGCGGAGGUUCAAGAAAGCGAAGCGGAGAAUGACGGCGAUGAUGAUGACGAGGAGAGAGAGGUGGAGGAUGGCGAUGAUGAUUGUGACGAGAGUGAUGACGAUGCGAAUCAGGUGGUUCCGUGGUCGUGUUGUUCGUAUACGGCGGCGGAGCCUCCGCCGGUGGCUGGUUGUUCCAGCAGUAAGGAAGAGGAAGAGGAAUAUUCGGUGUCGAAGCGAAUGCGGGGAAAUGCGGACGAGGCUUCUGAUCUGCGAUGCGAGACGCCGUUGCCGUGUUCGUUAAGGAUGUUGAAGCGACAGAGACUGAGCGAAUAGAACCGUUUAUUGAGUCAGAGAUCAACGGUGAUGGUGAGCAGGUGAUCAAGGUAAUCAACGAAGAUAUGAUCGUGCGUCCGCAAGAGAUGAUGAGAACCGUUAAUCUUAAUUAUGUUUAUUUAACGAUUUGUUAGUUUCUAACAAUACAUUAGAGGUGUAGUAGCUAAUUGUUGAAUGCUGUCGCAGGUCCAUGACCACGUGGUAUAGAAUCUAUCCCCCCCUUGCCCCCCGCCCCCCUUCAUUGGAUCCAAUUUAAUAUAUGUUAGAGUAAUGUAAUGACAUUCCUUAAUUUUGUAUUUUGGUGUGUGUGGGAAUUUGAAGUAUGACUUAGAUUUAUAGUUUUAAGGGUAACGUUAGAGAGAUCAAAAUUUGUAAAUCAAAUGUCGUGCUUGUAGAUGAUUGAAUUAUUAAUUAAGUGUUGAUUAACGUAUUUGUUUCU
Malus domestica (apple) is the source of this 1242-nucleotide messenger RNA. RefSeq names its product zinc finger protein CONSTANS-LIKE 2. NCBI's taxonomy places the organism in Eukaryota, Viridiplantae, Streptophyta, Magnoliopsida, Rosales, Rosaceae. The record is from RefSeq and is a predicted model, not a curated record. Gene Ontology annotation, molecular function: zinc ion binding.